Molecule: messenger RNA, 5900 nt
Organism: Chara braunii
Lineage: Eukaryota; Viridiplantae; Streptophyta; Charophyceae; Charales; Characeae
Source: the annotation of a GenBank genome assembly
GCGUUGGAGCAAGCGGUGUGGUGGCAUUGUUGAUGAGCGCUAUUCGGGUUAGUGCGCUCUGCUACAAGUUCGCUAGCCGGACGUGGGCAGCGUUCGACAACAGAAAUGCCUGUAGAAGCCACCGCCCGACGGGGAGAAAUGACGGAGUUUUUCGGGCUGGUGGUUUAGAUUGUGCUGUCGAUCGUUCGUUGAGCUCUCCGCUCACUACGCCAACCGGAUUGCGGCGGAGCAUCAGCUACAGAAGAAAGAGGAGGGCGGGGUCGGGGAAGUUGCUGCGCGAAGUGGACCAGUUGCGACGUCGAGAGCUGCGGUUCGGUGUUGAUCCCGAUUUGCGCUUCCUGCGGACUCAGCUGGCGCGGACGACUAGCCGCCCUCGAUCUUGCUGGAGGAAACCUCUGUUUGAAACUCGCGGGCUACGCUCUUCUCGUUGUGGACCUCCUUUGAAGGUAGAGAGCUCGCAAGAUCAUGGUCGCCAUUUGCGGCAUGGAGAGACUGGAUUGAGCUUUGCUGACAGAGUCUACGAUUGCCUCUCGCCGCUUGUGAGACACGACAUGUCUAUGUCAUUUUCGCCGCAGGUACCUUCCCGCUUGCGCCGACCUGGUUGCGCCUGUUUUGCCUCGAGCUUGGCCAUCCCAGAUUCCAUCGACGAAGAAGGAUACGACUCCGCUUCUCCUGCUUUGCUCGGCGUUAAAGACCACCUUUCUGGUGUUCCCUCCGGAUUGGCCGUCGAUUCUUCGUGGCCACUGAUCCAUUGUGAGGAGGCGUGGGAAGAAAUGUCGGCCAGCAUCUUCACUGGAGAACUGCCAUCAUCUAUGGGGAUUGUUGAUGACAAACUCGUGGUUCACGGGGCACCGAUCCUUAUGGAAGUGCCGAACAAUGUCGUCAUUUCCCCUGAUGAGACUAUGUGGGGUGCCACUGGGGCUUUCCUUGGAGCCAAAUUUGACAGCUUCAGCAGCCACCACGUGGUGUCCUUGGGUGUUUUGCGCGUGAUCAGUACUGUGUCUCCCUUGGAGGAGGUGAGGUUUGGCGGCGUGCGCGCCUCGCCUCAAUGUAGGCGGCGGUUUGGCGGCGUUCACGCCAAAGACCCUUUGGAGCUGCGUCGCCCAUUGCAACGUAUGCGAAGCUGCAACUUAAAUGCAACAGCAGCAUACGUACAAAUAUCGGAGACCGGAGAAAGCAGGGCACUUUUUUCGAGCUCCACUGGUUGUUGUGGAUUCCAUACGUUGUUGUACCCUGGCGGUAACUGUGGAGCAAGCGGUGAAGCGGCGUUGUCGAUGACCUCUGUCUGGGCUAGUGAGCUCUGCUGCAGGUUCGCUGGCCGGACGUGGGCAGCGUUCGGCAGCGGAAAUGCCUGUAGAAGCCAUCGCUGGGCGGGGAGAAAUGGCGGAUUUCGGGCUGGUCUAGGUUGUGCUAUCGAUCGGUCGGUCAGCUUUCCGGUCGCUACGCCAGCGGGAUUGCGGCGGAGCAUCAGCUACAGAGGAAGGAGGAGGGCGGGGACGGGGAAGUUGCUGCGCGAAGUGGACCAGGUGCGACGUCGAGAGCUGCGGUUCGUUGGUGUUGAUCGCGGCUUGCGCUUCCUGCGGACUCAGCUGGCCCGGACGACUAGCCGCUCUCGAUCUUGCCGGAGGAAACCUCUGUUUGAAACUCGCGGGCUACGCUCUUCUUGUCGUGGAGCUCCUUCGAAGGUAGAGAGCUCGCAGACUCGUGGUCGUCGUUUGCGGCAUGGAGAGACUGGAUUGAGCUUUGCCGACGGAGCCUACGAUCGCCUCCCGCCGCUGGUGAGACACGUGUCUGCGCCAUUUUCGCCGCAGGUACGUGCCCGUUUGCGCCGACCUGUUUGCGCCUGUUUUGCUUCGAGCUCGACCAUCCCAGAUUCCAUCGACGAAGACGACGUCGAAGAAGAAGACGACUCCGCUUCUCCUGCCUUGCUCGGUGUUGAAGACCACCUUUCUGGUGUUCCCGCAGGAUUGGCUGUCCGUUCUCCGCGGCCACUGGUCCAUAGCGAGGAGGGCCUGGAAGAAAUGGCGGCGGGCAUCUUCACUGGAGAACUGCCAUCGCCUAUGGCGAUUGUCGACGGCAAACUCAUGGUGCACGGGACAUCGAUCCUCACGGAAGUGCCGAACAAUGUCAUAAUUUCCCCUGAUGAGACUAUGUGGGGUGCCACCGGGGCUUUCCUAGGAGCCGAAUUCGACAGUUCCAGCAGCCGCCACGUGGUGUCCUUGGGUGUUCUGCGGGAUCUUCGGUUUGUGUGCUGUUUUCGUUUCAAGCUGUGGUGGAUGGCCCAGGGAGUGGGUUCGCGGGGGAAGGACGUGCCAGUGGAAACUCAGUUUUUAUUAGUCGAGGGACCGGAGACGGAGGAGAGUGCCCUCGGUARUCGCACUGGCAGUAGCGACUCGUUGUCUGAGCUGCUGGCUGGUGGAGGUGCUUUUGGCGCUGGCCAGGUUGACGAGACGGCCGCUCAUGGGAAGAGAGUGUACACGGUAUUCCUGCCGCUUUUGGAGAAGGCUUUCCGGGCCUGUUUACAUGGCAACGAGAAAGAUGAGCUGGAGCUUUGUAUUGAAAGUGGUGAUCCUGCUGUCCAAACCAAAAGCGCUGCUGCUGCCGUUUAUGUGUCUUCUGGUAGAAACCCGUUCAACGUGAUUACUGAUGCUGUGAGGGCGGUUGAGGCACAUUCACAGUCUUUCCUACGAAGAGAGAGGAAACAGCUUCCCGGUAUGCUGGACUAUUUUGGUUGGUGCACGUGGGACGCCUUUUAUACUGACGUAACUCCUGAGGGCGUCCUCGAAGGCCUAUCCUGCCUGGUGGAGGGAGGAGCACCAGCCCGAUUUGUGAUCAUUGAUGACGGGUGGCAGUCCACUGGAAGGGACCAUGAUGAUAAUGCUGCAGAUGGUGCAGUCACGGCCGGAACACAGUUUGCCACGAGGUUGACAGCACUGAAGUCCAACGGAAAAUUUAUGAAGGAAAGCCCCAGUGAGAGAUCAGGCGGCGAUGCAGUGGCUUUACCUGGCAACUUUGGACACUUUGUGAAGAACAUAAAGAACACGUUCAAUCUAAAGUACGUGUAUGUUUGGCAUGCUCUCACUGGGUAUUGGGGAGGAGUUUGCCCCAAAUCCCUGGACAUGGAGCACUACACCCCUUCGCUGAAAUUUCCAGUCCCUUCUCCGGGGGUCUUGGUGAACCAGCCAGAUAUGGCAGGGGACAGUUUGACACUCAAUGGGCUGGGCCUUGUGCAUCCGGGGAAGGCGUUUGACUUCUUCAACGAGUUGCAUGCCUACCUUGCGGCCUCUGGUGUCGAUGGUGUCAAAGUGGACGUACAGAACAUUCUGGAAACCCUUGGGGCUGGGUUUGGAGGACGUGUGAAGAUCACAAAGAUGUACCAGAAAGCUUUGGAGGAGUCCAUCCGCCAAAAUUUCCCUGAUAAUGGCUGCAUUGCCUGCAUGAGCCAUAAUACAGAUGGCCUCUACAGUGCAAAGCAAACGGCUGUGGUGAGAGCUUCAGAGGAUUUCUGGCCAGCGGAUCCAGCAGCACAUACUGCCCACAUAUGCUCUGUUGCAUACAACAGUCUCUUCUUGGGAGAAUUCAUGCAGCCAGACUGGGAUAUGUUUCAUAGUCUGCAUUCUGCCGCAGAGUUUCAUGCGGCUGCUCGUGCCAUUGGAGGAUGUGCAGUGUAUGUGAGUGACAAGCCUGGCAAACACGACUUCACGGUGCUGAGGAAAUUGGUUUUGCCGGAUGGCAAAAUAUUGCGUGCAAGACUUCCGGGGCGCCCAACGCGUGAUUGCCUGUUUAUUGACCCAUUACGGGAUGGCUGCAGUCUGCUGAAGAUCUGGAACGUAAAUGUUGUAGGCGGGGUCGUGGGUGCCUUCAAUUGCCAGGGAUCUGGGUGGUGCAGGACUGGGCUGAAGUAUGUGAUCCAUGACCCAACGCCCAACCGUGCAUCAGGGCAUGUCAAGGCGACAGAUGUGGACAGCCUGGGAGCACUGGUAGCUCAUGAGGCAUGGAAUGGCGAUACUGCUGUAUAUUCACACCUUGGAGGGGAACUGAUCCUCCUUCCUCGGGGGCAGAGUGUACCAGUCACGCUGGGUGUGCUCGAAUACGAGAUCUUCACAGUUGUGCCUGUCAAGGUGGUUGCUCCAGGUGUUCUUUUUGCACCAAUCGGGUUGGUGGACAUGUACAACUCAGGAGGUGCCAUUCUGUUUGCGAAAUAUUUGUCAGACAUGGAGAGGGAGUGUUCCCAUGACGGGUGCCAGCACGUGCCCGAGGCUGAAGCGGAUCACGUUCCUGUGUCGUCUGAGAGUGUAAUGAUGGCAGUACGAGGCUGUGGCCGAUUUGUCGCCUACUCUUCUGAGAGACCCAAGGCAUGCACAGUUGACAAUGACUCGGCCAGUUAUUCAUACUCGGAGGACGAUCAUCGCCUGACUCUUGAGCUUGUGAGACCUGUUGAUGGACAGCUUUGCACUCUAGCUACGUUUUCUGUUGCAUCAUACGAUCUUUUUAUUAGUGCUGCUGUUUUUGGUGAAACUGCACCCUUUGCACUUUGCUUAAAUGACUUUAUGAAUAUUGCGAUGAAAAUGGAGCAUAGCAAAGAGUAUUCUGCUGCACAGGAUACUCUUGGCUUUUCGGCUGAUUGGAGUUGGAAUCUGAGAACGGAGCAUGGCAAAGAUGCCAAAGAGUAUUCUGCUGCACAGGAUACUCAUGGCAUGUCUUUUCGGCUGAUUGGUGCCGGAACUUCAUCCUGAGAGGUUGGGAGUCGAAAUCUCUUAUUCCAAGGGAGGGGUGCUUUGAUUUUCACGUCGACAAAUCGGUGAAACUGUCUAUAGACGUUUGCUUCUGGCGUCUGGUCUGGCCACGAGGAAGCACAUCAGAAUGACCUAUGUCAGUGGUAAUACUGUGGUAUGACUGAGAGUGCCAUGAUUGAGAUAGGACGUGGUGUUCAUUGUGAGAGCUUUUUGGUCAGAGAGAAACUGAGAGAAAAACUGUGCUCAAGGUGAUUGAUGAUGGUUUGUGUGUUUUUGGUUGUACCUUUUGCAUUUUUCAUUAUUGGUCCGCUCAUGUGCGUACGACGUACGAGCAAGCAGCGUUGUAGAUGUAGAUGAUGGGCUUUUAUCAUCACUGCUGGUAGGUAGCUGAGGAGUUAUAUAUUGAAUUAGCAUUGUAGAUCACAGGCUUUGAUGGAUUUUUUUUAUUUUUUUUUUUUUUUUUUAAGAUGGCUCCGUUUUGCUAGUAUGUAACUAGGGAGUCGCAUUGAAUAGGUAACCACACACUGCUGCUGUGAUGUUGGUUUGAUGCCAAUUUGAGAGCAAGUGAAGUGUGUUGAUCCCCCCCUCGUCUUAAUACGAGUGAGCAGCAUUCUAGAUGGCUGGCAGCUUUUUAUGGUCUUUGCCAGUGGGUAGCUAGGAGUUGCAUUCAAUUGGUAAGCACCGCUGCAGUGAUACUCGCUUGGCCCCAAUUUUUUGGGGAGCGCAAUGAAGGGGCGGAUGAACGCCUUCAUACGAGUGAGCAGCAUUCUAGAUGGCUGGCAACAAGUAGUAGGAGUUACGUUGAACAUAUUUGAUGUCGGCUUGAUGACAAGGGCGUUACAUUGAACAUAUUUGAUGUUCGCUUGAUGACAAGGGCGGCUGGACGCCUUCAUACGAGUGAGCAGACAAGGGCGUUACUUUGAACAUAUUUGAUGUUCGCUUGAUGACAAGGGCGGCUUGACGCCUUCAGAUGAGUGAGCAGCAUUCUAGAUGGCUGGCAACAAGUAGUAGGAGUUACAUUGAACAUGUGUUUGAUGUUGGCUUGAUGACAAUUUGAGAGCAAAUUGGUUGGUUGGAUGGCAAUUUGAGAGCGCGAUGAAAGGAGAAGUAUGGUGGGGCAAUAUUUAGUGCUGCGUCCACUGAUAAUAAACUAAGCGUACGAUU